ACAGAGUCGACUGUACUCAGCUUUACUCAAAUCUGACCGCGAUCUUCCGUGAUCGUUGUGACAGGCUUUGCUGGAUAAUGUAUACCUAACAACUGGUUCAUGCUGUUAUUUUACAGCCAUGUACAGCUCGUCAGUGAUCGCUCUUGUAGUCCUGGUGUUUGUUUUGUUUCAAUGCUCGUUCUCCAUACGGGAUCUUCUCAGAGUCAGACAGGAAUGGAGUAGUGCUGAGCGACGUCUGCCCGAGCUGAGACUGUCGACGAGCCACUGGCAGGACGCCUGUGUCCGUGUGCGUCUCUCUGUCCAGCCUCUGGUGGCAAAUGAAACGCUGAUUAUUGAGUUCAACGACUCUAAAACAGAAGACUCCUACACGCUGCUUAUGUGGAAACGGAGGAACGCUGUCAAGUGGAUCAGCAGUAUUGAUUAUCACCCUCUCACAGCGAGAAUUCAGAAGCGUGAGCUCAACGUGACAUCCCAUCAGGCCUUUUGGAUUGUGCGGUAUGACUGUUUCCCGGCCCAGCCUGGAUCCACGGUCGGCGUGUCUGUUCACAGCCACAGUCACUUGCUCAUCAGCGCGUUUUACGCCGUGGAGCACAGAGAUCCUGUCACUGAACAUCUGGUGCCCAAAGCCAGUGUUGCGGUGGAUGAUCGUGCCAAACGCUUCACUGUACGAAUAGAAACAGACCAGAUGGUGAAGAUCAGUGUGUGCUACAAACAUUUACACGCAGAGUGUGUUGAACUAAUCCAUUUCAGUAAGGUUGACCCGAAGAUUAAUCAGACUGUUAAUCUGAGCUUCCCUUACCUGGUACCUUGUGUCUGUGUGCAGCUGUGGUUUACAGCCCCUGAUUCCAGAAGAAACACACAUUGUCCCUUAAAAGAGAGAACACUGCCACAUGGAGGUGAUAUCUUGUCCUCGAGUUCAGCUAGAGUUCUUGGCUCUGUUCUGUACUGGGAGCCUCUCUGCCCUGCUGACCAAUCAGAUCCCUCCGUCUCUCUUUGCUGGCGAAUCCACAACCACAGCUCUUACUGUGUCCCCGCCCCCAACGCCACCCUCUACGGGACCAAACUGAAAUAUAAUGUGUCUGCUGUGGAUAAACACUCUCAGAUGUGUGUGAAGUUUUCUCUAAAUGGCAGUCAUCAAGUCUUCUGUCCGUUCGAGUCAGAGGGACGCUCGGAGUGGAGCGUGACGGUCGUUCCUGGAUCUCUGCAUCUCUACGUGCACCUGACGUCCAGUGUCGCCGCUUCUUUUGCUGCUCAGCUGUGCGACAGAGAGGGAGAGACGUGUUUGUCUCAAGGAAGCGUCAUCUCACAACGGGUGAAUGGGGGCGCCACAGAGGCUGAGCUGAGUGUUCCCUUCCCCUUCCUCUCUUCAGGACUGUGUGUGCAGGUGUGGCGCUUAGAUCUCCAUGGAAGACGAAUCAUCUGCCCUGACUUCACGCACAGGAGAUGGGGUCUCAUCAUUGGCACCGCACUGACUCUUCUGGCUGUGGUGACUGUACUGGUCUGCAUUAUACGCUACUUGGUCAAAAGUAGCACAUCAGUGUGGCGGAGCACUGAAAGACGUCCCGUGCUGCUCGUGUGCUCGUCUAACGACGCGGCCCACAUCGCUGCGGUCUGCAGUUUAGCCUCCGGCCUGCAAGGGGAGCUCUUCAUGGACGUGAGGCUGGCGCAGUGGGCGCAGUGCCACCCCCAGUCCUCUCUGGCUCAGCUGGGACCCGUGCCGUGGCUGUACGGCCAGUGUCGGGCCGUGCAGAAGGCGGGCGGUCUCGUCCUGAUCGCCUGGAGUCCUUACGCCCAUCAGGCUUUUCUGAGAUGGAGGAAGAGCGAUUUGGUCGCUGGAUCUGAGACAGGGCUGUAUAGUGCUCUUGAAAAAAAAGAGCAGAUGUGCUGUGAUGAAGAAUGGAUGGAGAAACCAGUCGAGUCGUCCUCGAUCACAGCUCCCGUGUUCAACGCCACCCUCUCCUGUCUGAGUACGGGAAUACGCAGCAAUAACCACGGCCGGGGGUUUGGACUGCUGUGCUUCCAGGGUCUUAACAACAACAGCAGCAGCGCGUACAUCCCAAAACAGCUCCGCUGUGUGCGAAAGUACUGUCUCCCGAAGGACCUGUCCUCUUUAAUACACGACCUGGCCAGCUCAUGGGACGGAGCUGGAAAAGCCCAAGGGAGGAGGGGAUGUUGGCCCCGUCUUCUGUCCAAAGCGCUGUUGUUCUUCAUGUCGCGUCAGCUCGCGUCCAGACUAGAGGCGGGACUUCCUGUGCCGCUCGUUCGCAAGUCCUCACAGAAAUCAAAGCUAAAGACUUGGAGGCAAAAGAAGCGGCGAAGUAAAGCUGUAUCUGCGUGUUUGUCCAAAAAGGAGUGUUCAAAGAAACAUACCGCGCCAGAGCUACUAGGAGCUGCACACACAUAGCAGCGUGCCGAUCGGAUGAAGCUGUUUCACUCUCCGAAGUCGUACUUGUACGGUCGUCUUAUUGCUUGCAUGGCGCUGGUACUCGGAGGGAAUGAGAAAGGAGAAAAUGCAGUUUACAGGCAGACAGUGCUGAACUCUCUGAUCCAGGGCAGCUUUAUAGUCUGUCCAGCAGGGGGCAGAAACAUCAAAAUCCAAGUUUCUGGUAAACCGCUGGGGCUGUGUGUAACGUGUGAACCCUGGUGUUCGGCUUCCUUUGGCAGUUACCGUUAUCUCUCGCAGACUGCGGUUUUGGAGGCCCUGCCGUUUCUGUUCAGUGAUCUCUAACAGAUUAAAUCCAUCCCUGUUGUACUAUUCUCGACGAUACUUGAAACUUUGUGAAAUUAGCACUUCCUGUGUUAAUGCCUGCUUAAGGUGAAUGCUUGUAUUAAUUUUCCAAAUUUACCUUUAUCUGAAGUGACUUACAAAUGUGAAAAUACAUGUACAGAACUCAAACAGGACUCAAAGAAAACCUACUGACAUAUUUUGUAAAUAUGAUCACUCACAGCUGCUGGCAAAAAUAAAUAUACAGUAACCACUCCCUCAAGGCAAGAAAAGAAAUUCUCCAAGAGAUAACAUCUGAAGAAGAAAAAUAUAUGUAAACAUGAUAAAUUUUUGUAUAAAGACCUGUUUCACUGAACUUGUAUUUGUAUUGUACCACUGAACUUCAAUACCUUGGAACGGCUGUGAACAAGAAUGAGCAGUUCUGUGGUUUAAAUAAAUGUAUCGAACAUUCAGAUUAUUAUUGUAUCACA
Messenger RNA from Labeo rohita (rohu), 3195 nucleotides. It is a transcript of the gene il17re, whose product is annotated as interleukin-17 receptor E. The record is from RefSeq and is a predicted model, not a curated record. Gene Ontology annotation, molecular function: interleukin-17 receptor activity. The transcript has 17 exons. Lineage: Eukaryota; Metazoa; Chordata; Actinopteri; Cypriniformes; Cyprinidae. The coding region runs from base 119 to 2404 and encodes 761 amino acids.